Messenger RNA from Trifolium pratense (red clover), 848 nucleotides. RefSeq names its product VQ motif-containing protein 25-like. Gene Ontology annotation, cellular component: nucleus. The record is from RefSeq and is a predicted model, not a curated record. Bases 158 to 706 code for a protein of 182 amino acids. Lineage: Eukaryota; Viridiplantae; Streptophyta; Magnoliopsida; Fabales; Fabaceae. The transcript has a single exon.
UAUUUUCUCUUUUUAUUUCUCCUCUUUUUCCUUUUAAAUUAUCUCUCAAUUUGUGUAUGUACCUUAAGCUCCUAUAUAUAUGAUUUCCUUUUUUUCUUUCUUUCUAACACCUCUCUUACUCCUUUUUCUAUUGUGCAUCUAUUUGAUUUGAUUCUAAAUGGAAAACAAGCUUAGAAACCAUAAUUUUACAUGCAUAGCAAAUUCAAACCAAUCUAAAAAUUCCCUAGCUAUGCACAAACAAUCUCAUACAGUAUCAAAAAUCAAACCAAAGAUACGUAUAAUUCACAUAUUUGCACCUGAGAUCAUCAAGACCGAUACCGAGAAUUUUAAGGAACUUGUUCAAAAUUUAACUGGGAAACCAAGUGAAGAGAAAAGGUAUUACAAGAAAAAGACAAGAAAAGUUGAAGUUGAAGAAUCAAAAAAAGAAGGAAUUAGAGAACAAGAAUCAAGGAGUACUAGUAGUGGAAGUGGCCUAUCAUCAGAGGAAUUUCCAAGAAUGAUGACAAUGAAGAAUGAAGUGAGUAAUGGUGAGUUUUGGGGGUUGAAUCUAACUAAAGUUAAAGAAGAAGUAGGGAGUGGAGGGUACUUAGGAGGGUUUUCAGAUUUGGAAGGGUUUAUUUCUGAGAUUAAUGGUGGAUUUCCUAUGUUUCCUUUGGAUCAUGUUACUAAUAAUAUUCAAGGGUUUGAACAACAUCAACUUCUAUAGGAUAUAUAAAUUUAUAGAUAUACUAAUGUAUGCCUCUAGAUAUUUAGAUCUAGCAAUUUAUUUCAGUGAUAUGUUUUUUUUUAUUGUGAAAUGUUAAUUUGGUUUCUUCAUAUGAUAUAUAGAAUGGCUUAUUCAUCAUCUA